This is a messenger RNA of Lymnaea stagnalis (great pond snail), 4326 nucleotides long. Lineage: Eukaryota; Metazoa; Mollusca; Gastropoda; Lymnaeidae. The record is from the annotation of a GenBank genome assembly.
GGGCAGAGCCCGAUUCAGUUUCUAAGGGGGGGUCAGCCAUCGACCGUGUCGCUGGAGUACGAGCAUGUCCCCGACUCUCUGUUCCACUGGCAAUAUAAAACAAUGAGGGAUCAAAGGUGCCGGCUUAAAGUGGAGAGGAGUCGCAAGCCGGCCAUUUCACUCCAUUCUUUUUCGAACAAAUGGCCGAUGUUCCCGCCGCGGAGGGCGCUUCAGCAACACACCGAAAACUCCAGGACAGGAGAAGCGUUUGCGCAGCGACAAGAGAAAGCACCGCCGUCACCCGUGGCCCAGUCGCAGAUGCCCGAGCGCCAGAUCUUCAACCUGGCAGAACGAACCGAGUCUCCGAGGAAGCUGUCAGACCAAUGGAUAGGUCAGAAUGUGAACCGAAACCACAAGGCUGAGCAGAAACCUGUAGUAUCUGGCCCGCAUCCGCCACUGAGCGAUCCCUGCCCGAACUUGUCCUAUCCACGCCCGCACGCCCGGGAAAGUGCCGCCUUAAGGACAAACUUCCCCCCAGCCAAGCGAAAACCGAACCCCCGUGGGCUUUUGUGGUCCGCCAUCGGCAAUGAGGUGUCCGAUGCUUUUCCUUUCAUCUCGGAAUCGCGUCAUCGCACGUCCGACCCCGUGACCCACAUCGAGGAGCCUCGCACACACAGAUCCGAUCCUCGACUACACACGUCCGCCACCUGCGCCCUGGCUAGUCCACGACAUCAUCUGACCAAGCCCCGGCCCCAGAAGUCUGAGCCCCGCCUGCAGGGUCCCAGCACCUGGUCCCAACGCUUUCCGGGUGAUCGCCAUCCGCAAACGGAUAACGCCUACCUUCAUCUCCGCCCCCCGGGCCUGUCCGACACGGCGUCACGAUCCCCUGACCACGCCCUCACUUUAACCAACCCCUGGGUCAAGGUGCACGAACCGCACCCCCCGUUGCCCAUACAGCUCCACCCUGCGAAAGAACAGAAACAAUGUCACCAGAACACCUGGAAGGUACAAGGUAGCCGCAAAAGUGAACGCCAGGACGCAGCCUACAAAAUUCAGACCAAGGGAAUUGAGUCGUGGGACCCAUCUUUUAUGGUAAAUUAGCAUGAAACAUAAGCACGACAACAUAAGCAUGACAUAAGCACGACAUAAGCACGACAUUUAAAUUUACUAAGGGGCAAACAAAUUAAUCUAAUUCACAAUUUUUCUGUGUCGAAUUGCCCCCCUCCUACAAAAAUCAGACCAAGGGAAUUGAGUCGUGGGACCCAUCUUUUAUGGUAAAUUAGCAAGAAACAUAAGCACGACAACAUAAGCAAGACAUAAGCACGACAUAAGCACGACAUUUAAAUUUACUAAGGGGCAAACAAAUUAAUCUAAUUCACAAUUUUUCUGUGUCGAAUUGCCCCCCCCCCCCUCCCUCGUCAUUAAAAUUAUCACAUAAAUUUAAGCACAAUCAAUACACUGUUACACACUCAUUAUACUGUCACACACUAUUCACAAAAAUGGGGUUCCAUUCGCUUCCUAGAUGCUUGAGAUCAAUUUUUAUGCAUUGGCAAGAACUGUUAAUAAAUUAGAUACAUUUUUGUUUUUCGAUCAUCGAUCUUUCAGUCUGACCCCCCACCCCCCCCACCCAACCCCACCAACCAAACUCUUCAUGUUUAGUCAUCACAAUCAUAUCACGCUGAGAGUCAAAGGACCCUCUAUAAACUGAUCUUCAUGGCACCAUUGGGUUCUAAUCUACUCCUUUGUUCGACCACAGUACAUUGAGCUUCGAGUUAAUUCAAAAAAAAAAAAAAAAAGUGAAUGAUUCUUUGAUAGCCAUUUCAGAACAUGAUACCUGAGCCAUUCUUGCGCAAUUAUGUGUAUGUGUGCGUGUUUCUUUGUGUGUGCCAAAACCUGGUGCACUACAUACACCGUGCUUAACCAUGGGUCCUAAUACGCGAUACAAUUAAUACAAAGACGGACCACACAGGACGACUGUGUGUUGUUGAAUUGUUUUGAGUGUGUUGAUCCGCCAGACCACUUUCACGUUGUUUACGUUGAACUAAGCGAACUAAUUCGGAAACGAAUUAAAUAAAAUAAAUAAACGGACAAAUCUGCACUCUAUUUCAAAUUUUACAAUCGUCUACCAACAAGUUUUUUUUAAAAUCGUUUUUGUUCAGACUAAGACAGUCAACUAACACUGUCAUAAUUUGUUCGUUCAGCCUGGCAUACUCCACUCUAAGCCGUCAUUUGCUCAGCCUGACAUUCUCAAAAUUUCUCAGCCCAAGUUUGUUCGCUCCGCCCUUUUCUCGUUAUCAAUCUUUCUACAAUAAAAAUUCCUGACUGGUUCUUGUCACAUUUCGCACCGCUCUCUUUCGUCCCUUCCCCUGUCGUACACUUACUCACGUACACACGCAUUGGUGGGAUAUACGUAGCUUCAUCUGGAAUUAUUACUAUUAUUAUAGAUUAUAAACCUCUUCCCGUAUUUUAAAAGCACAACUUAAUUGCGUUGCCCCGCCCAGUACAGCUAUACUAUACAACAGCGGAGUCCUUUCAUUUGUGAAAAUCAUAUCCGGCUCAAUCAAUCUCUAUGUCCAGAUUGAAUCUAAUUUGAUGUAAUCCAUUUUCUGCUUUAGCGCAGUGUAAAAUAAUUUAGCGUCAUAUUUUGUUGCUUAGGUUGAUUCUAUUUAAAACUUACUGCGACGUUCGAUAACUCUGUUGUAGGUUUAACUUACGAAUGGGGGUUUUACAUUUGUUCUAUUAACAUCGCGUUUGUUCGUUGUAGGCUGGCUAAAAUCUUCGGACGGCUCAUUGACUCACUUCACGCCAACCCAUGAACCUGAAAAUUGGCAUGUAGACUUGUUGCCAAUGACAAAACAUUCUUUUAAAAUAACACCCCCUUCCCCCCCGCGCCAAAAAACAGCUUUUUCCUGUUUUUCAAAAAGGAAGAUGAAGGCAUUAGGAUGACACUGAUUUCACGAAAUAAAAUUCCCGAUAAACUCUGUUAAAUGAGUUACUUAAAAAAGUAAUAUCGCAAAAGUGUUUGGUGCGAAGUUUUUCCUUUUGUGUGUCUGACAUAGCUUGUGAAAUACAUCUACUGUGUAAAAAGCGAGUGGGACAGUAGAAUAUUAAUAGAAAGUUAAAUAAAAAAUUGCAUAUAAAAUAUUUAAAGUUUUUUUUUUUUGGAGGGGUUGUUUAAUUGUCUCUCAACUUAUUUUAUUUCGAAAAUUAUUUGAUCCUAUUUUGAAAUGGCAUGUUUGUGCCGUCUGUGGGUAUUUCUAACGCCUGGUGAUACUCCCAACAGGAAGAGAGCACCUCAUUGGAGCGAGUGUUGAGCUGGCUGGACACGAUCCCAGUGACCCCCUCCUACCCGUGCCUGAACCAGCACAACGUCACGCCCAGCAACAGCCUGGAGCAGGUCCCGAGGAGUUGCCUGCGGAAGAAGAACGCCGCACAUCGCGGGUCACAUUUUACCGUGGUCAAGGGCGUCACCGCCAGACUGAACCGCAGGGAGGCCGCGGCCGUGGUCCAGAUGUCGAGCCCCAAGAAACGGGAGCUGGUCAUCAAACCGGUUUCUGCUUACUUUGAGGAGACCGAAGACAUUGACUUUUGCCCUUGUGCACCCCAGCCCAGCCCCUGCUCAAGCGUUUACCGGGAUCUGAACAAGGAACAGAACAUGCCGAAAGGACAAACAACUCCCCCCCAAAAUAAGACAGAACAUUCAACCUCAAAAACCAAGUCCUUCCGAUCGAGUAAAAAACGCGCCCCCACCCCGAUGCCCAUAAUGUCCUUACAAAUAGCGCCCCAGCCGAGCAUCAACGUUAAGUUCAAGCGAAAGCAGAAGCCUCUGCUCAAAACGAGUACGCCCCACAGGCGGGACAAGACCUUGCUUCGUAAAGCGAGCCGGCAGUUCAUCAUGGCCACCACCAAGCUCUCGAACGAGCUGAUGAGCGUGCGGUCGACGUCGACUCCUCUCGUGAGGCGCGUCAAGAGGACGCGGCGCCGACGGGGCAGGAAGAAGAAGUCGAAGAAAUGCAAGUCGCAACUCAAGUUCUUGGACAAGGCCAUCAGGAUGCUGAAGUGCAACAUGACCCUGCUCAGCAGGAGGCCAGGGCAUGUGGAGCUCCGCGGCCCCGACAGCAGGGACUUCCGGCCUGGUGGCCGGUUUGCCGCGGAGGUUUCCGGAAGCGGGAUCCACCACACGACGUCGACGAAAUACGCCACUGUCGGAUCCCUAAGAAGUAACUCAGAAAACGGCCUCUAUCGGCCGCUGACGGAACAGUGCAACGCCGGAGGAUGGCAAAGGGAAGAGUAACUUAAAAUGACGUCAUUCCAACUUUUGAGACAAUGGUAGUAAAACGAACGAAU